AAUCGGUGUAUUAAUAAUGGAGGAAAUAAAGUACAUAAUCAGUGAAUUAAAUAAACAGCCCUUUAAUAAGGGACUAAAUAUAGUGAGUUAUGACACCUUAAGAGGUGAACAGAGAAUCGAGAUUCUGUUACAGGUUUUCGAUGAAAUCGAUUCCACGUUCAAAAGCGAGUCCUUACGAAACCUGGAACCGGAGGAAGUGGUGGCCACUAUUCUGGAGACCUUAAGAAUCAUGAAAUACAUUCCCCCCAAUGAUAUACAACCAAGCGAAUUCCGGUCGGCGUUGAUAUUAGGCGACAGAUCCCUGACCACUCAUAUACUUAGUUGGCUUUUGCAUAGACUACCAGCCCUUAAGAAAAGAGCCUAUUUGUCAAAGUAUUUGGUGAAAAUUGAAUUAUCACCGGAAGUGGAGGGUGACCACGACGUGCUUAUCAUAUAUCAACAGUAUCAGCGAAUGAUCGACGAGUUUAAGACAAUCCACGGCUCGUACGAGUCGCUCAAGAAGUCGAUCGCAUCGGUACACGAGGUUCAGAAAGACGUGAAGGCCAUGGAGGACGAGAGGGAACAGAUCGCGCAGAAGACCCAGAAUAUCAAGAGGAGGGUUGACGUGAACGCCAACGCCGAGUAUUUCGCACUCGUGAAGGAAUAUCGCGAAGAAAAGGCUAAAAACGAUCAAAUCUACGCUCAGUUACAGCAACAGGACGUCCAGUCGGACCAAAUCGACCAGAAGUUCAAACGUCUGGAGCAACAGCUCAAGGAAACCAAAAAUAAUUUUCAGGCGAGCGGAACGUCACCUCAGGAUCUGAUCGAUAGACUCGAGGAUGAGGUGAAGAUUAAGCGCCACCUAAUCGACGAAGUGCUGCCCUCGGAGUUGGAUCAGCUGAAGAAAUACGUGGACGACAUCCAGAAGAUUGAGAGUCAGCCGCAGAUGAGUAACGACUACUUAAACAAACUCCAGAUUCAGAUACAGGCGCUGAAUAGGGAGAUCAAUACAAUCGUCGAGAAUAAGAUGCUUAACAACGACCCGAUGGCCGACAAAAUGGCUUUGUUUCGGCAAAAUGCGGCGGAUGUGGCGAAGAAACGGGAGGUGACGUCGGAUUCCGUCAAACAAGCGGAACACGAGUUGAAAGACUUGGAGAAAAUACUCAAAACCAAGAGGAGUGGACUCAAAGACGGUGACCAACCGCUCAAAGGACAGGCAUUAAAACAAUUCGUGAAUACAUUGCGCGACAAAAGCAAUGAAUAUAAACUGAAACGCAACGAAUUGGCGGAACUCCGCACAGAAGUGACC
Molecule: messenger RNA, 1288 nt
Organism: Oppiella nova
Lineage: Eukaryota; Metazoa; Arthropoda; Arachnida; Sarcoptiformes; Oppiidae
Source: the annotation of a GenBank genome assembly